AUGGCCGGAAGAGGUAACGGAAGAAACGACGAUGCUAUUGCUGAAGCAUUGGGAAUGUUGGCUGGAGUACUCGGAGGGAACCAACAGGGAGCUGUGAUUGGUGCUGACCGACAAUUGGGGAAUUUUCAGAGGAAUAAUCCUCCGUUGUUCAAGGGUGCACAUGAUCCCGAAGGUGCUCAGAAGUGGUUGAAGGAGAUCGAGAGGAUCUUCAUAGUAAUUGACUGUGCUGAAGGGCUGAAGGUGAGAUACAGAACUCACAUGUUAGCAGAGGAAGCUGAUGACUGGUGGGUUACUACCAGAACUGAAAUGGAAGAAGAUGGUAUUGCGUUGACUUGGGCUGUGUUCAGGAGGGCUUUUCUAAGGAGGUACUUUCCCGAGGACAUCAGAGGCAAGAAGGAGAUUAAGUUUCUGGAACUCAAGCAGGGUAACAAGACUGUCAGUGAGUAUGCUUCGAAGUUUACUGAGUUAGCGAAGUAUUAUGCUCAUUAUACUAACGAUGCAGAUGGAGAAUUUUCCAAAUGUAUCAAGUUUGAGAAUGGUCUUCGUGAUGAGAUUAAGCAGGGUAUUCGGUAUCAGCAUAUCCGAAGAUUUCCUGAUCUGGUUGACUGUAGUAGGAUUUUAGAGGAGGAUCUUGCUAGCACUAAGUCGAAUGCUCGAGGGUAUGUUGAUAGGAAGGGUAAGCAAUAG
Messenger RNA from Vicia faba (fava bean), 687 nucleotides. The record is from the annotation of a GenBank genome assembly. NCBI's taxonomy places the organism in Eukaryota, Viridiplantae, Streptophyta, Magnoliopsida, Fabales, Fabaceae.